CACACACACACACACACACACACACACUCCUCCUUACCUGUGCUGCACGUUCUUUCCUUCAGAUCCGCAUAAUAACGACCUUUUUCCAUCACAGACCCUUCUCAAAUUCUAUCUCCAUACCUUCUCAAUUUCCUCAGACGGAAAAAACCCGGCAAAAAUCGAUCAUAUCUAUCUUCCAGACUCAGAAUCGUAAAACCCUAAUCGCCAAUUCACGAAAUCCACUGUUAUCCCUUCAAGUUUCAAGCUUGAUCUGUCUAUUUAUACUGUCUUUGUCAGUCUUGUAGAUUUGGUUUUUGGUAUUGAAGGGCCUUGAAUAAUCGAUUCUGUGUUUGAGCUUAGAAGUAUGAACUGAACUGAAGCAUAAUUAGGGAAAACUUGAAGUUAAAGUUUUGGGGUUUUUUUUGCAUAAACGAGCAGUGAAAUGGAGAAGUACGAGCUUGUGAAGGAUAUUGGAUCUGGGAAUUUCGGGGUGGCCAGGCUUAUGAGGCACAAGGAAACCAAAGAGCUGGUCGCCAUGAAGUACAUCGAAAGAGGACAGAGGAUCGAUGAAAAUGUGGCGCGAGAGAUCAUAAACCAUAGAUCACUUCGGCAUCCGAACAUUAUUCGAUUCAAGGAGGUGCUGGUGACUCCUACCCAUCUAGCUAUUGUUAUGGAGUAUGCAGCUGGUGGUGAGCUCUUUGAGCGAAUCUGCAAUGCUGGAAGAUUCAGCGAAGAUGAGGCCAGAUACUUUUUCCAGCAGCUUAUCUCCGGAGUCCACUACUGUCACCAUCUGCAAAUAUGUCAUAGAGAUUUGAAACUGGAGAAUACCCUUUUGGAUGGAAGCCCUGCUCCAAGGCUGAAAAUCUGUGAUUUUGGUUACUCAAAGUCAUCUCUGCUGCACUCAAGACCCAAAUCAACGGUUGGCACGCCAGCAUAUAUUGCUCCUGAGGUUCUUUCUCGCAGGGAAUAUGAUGGCAAGAUGGCCGAUGUAUGGUCAUGUGGAGUGACACUUUAUGUUAUGCUGGUGGGAGCAUACCCUUUUGAGGACAUGGAAGAUCCAAAGAAUUUCAGGAAGACAAUUCAACGAAUAAUGGCUGUUCAAUACAAGAUACCCGACUAUGUUCACAUAUCUCCAGAUUGUAGACAGCUCCUUUCUCGCAUAUUCGUUGCCAAUCCAGCAAGGAGGAUCACCAUUAAAGAGAUCAAGAACCACCCAUGGUUUCUGAAGAACCUGCCAAGGGAAUUAACAGAAGCAGCUCAAGCCAUCUACUACAGGAAAGAAAACCCAACCUUUUCCCUGCAGAGUGCGGAGGAGAUCAUGAAAAUUGUGGAAGAGGCCAGGACACCUCCACCUGCUUCCCGUUCUAUCGGAGGCUUUGGCUGGGGAGGAGAAGAAGAUGAGGGAAAGGAAGAAGAUAUCGAGCCCGAGGAGGACGAUGACGAAGAUGAGUAUGAUAAGAGAGUGAAGGAGGUGCAUGCAAGUGGAGAAUUUCAUAUCGAGGCCUAAUUCUCUUUCUCUCUCUGUAUUGUUGGUAGAAAUUUAAAAUUUGUUUGUUUCUAUGCCACCUACUUCAUGAUGCUUUCAUGGUUGUGUAGAAGCCAGUCAGCUGCUCUGGACUUUGGGUACAAUAGAGCCUGUAAAUGUAUUGUGUAAUUGGUCAUGAGAUUGUGAAUUGCAGUUGUGUGAGUAUAGUAGGCGUACUUGAUGGUUGUGUACUUGAAAGCAAUAAGAUUUUUACAUGUUUGAGCCCCUGUUGAUUUUUAUUUUUUUUAAUGACUAGAAAAUACUCGAGAUUUCAU
Molecule: messenger RNA, 1779 nt
Organism: Ilex paraguariensis (yerba mate)
Lineage: Eukaryota; Viridiplantae; Streptophyta; Magnoliopsida; Aquifoliales; Aquifoliaceae
Source: the annotation of a GenBank genome assembly